AUGGGUGGCUUAGAAGAGGCGACAAGAGGUGCGGACACGAGCUGGUCGACAAUCCCGACGAGUCUCCUGCUUCAGGAGCUCCAUCGGCGAGCAGACGAGGGCGAGAGGCCCCAGUGCGGAUCGAAGCAUCAUGGGUGGUACGACACGGCGGCGCACGUCUUCGCCCUGUUCCUCGUUUUCGUCCUGAGCACGCUGGCCUGCGGCUUCCCCUUGAUAUCGCGACGGACGACUACGGGAAAGCGACAGCGGGCCAUCAUAUUCUACUGCCAACACGUCGGCACCGGCGUCCUGCUCGCCACGGCCUUUGUCCACCUGCUCCCGACGGCCUUUCAGUCCCUCACGGACCGUUGCCUGCCAAACUUCUUCAGCCGCAGGUACAGGCCGCUGGCCGGGCUGGUGGCCUUGGUCUCGGCCAUUCUCGUCACCGGCGUCGAGUCGUACCUGACGGCGCGGGGCGCCGGUCACUCGCACGCGCAUUCGCACUUUUUCGACGGCGACGACGACGACGACGACGACGAUUCGGACGGCGAGGGGCACUUCCACGACGUCAAUCUCCACGACGACGGUCACGGCAGCCGCGUCCCUCGGCGAGCGGCGACUGGCCGGUCGGCUGCCGUUUCGCGCGACGACUUGGAGGUGACGCAGGGACUCGUCGCCGGCGCCGAGCCGCUGCCGGCAUCGUCUCCCGUCGUGCCGUCGAGGGAGGGGCGGUCGGCGGGCCGCAGGUUCAAGGGGGGUGAAUCGGAGCUCGAGUUCGACAUGGACGAGCUGGACCCGGCACCGAUCAACGACGGCGGCGACAGCCCGUACGCGUCCCCGCCGGAGACGACGACGCGGGAGAGGGGCGGCUUGGCGGACGCGCAGGCGCCGACGGCCGAGUUUCAGCAUCGUCAGCUGCUGCAGUGUCUGCUGCUCGAGGCCGGCAUCCUCUUCCACAGCGUCUUCAUCGGCAUGGCCAUCUCGGUCGCGACCGGGCCCGCCUUUGUCGUCUUCCUCGUCGCCAUCAGCUUCCACCAGUCGUUUGAAGGGCUCGCGCUCGGAAGCCGCAUCGCCGCCAUCCAGUUCCCGCGCACGUCGGUCCGACCGUGGCUCAUGGUGCUCGCCUACGGCGUCACGACGCCCAUCGGGCAGGCCAUCGGCCUCAUCGUGCACAAGAUGUACGACCCGGCCUCGAUGGGCGGCCUGCUCGUCGUCGGCUUCAUGAACGCCAUCUCGGCCGGCCUGCUGCUGUACGCCGGCCUCGUCCAGCUCCUGGCCGAGGACUUUUUGUCGGAGAACAGCUACAAGGUGCUCAGGGGGAAGAAGAGGCUGCGGGCGUACCUGUCGGUGUGCGCCGGCGCCGUCCUGAUGGCGCUCGUCGGCGCCUUUGCGUAG
Messenger RNA from Drechmeria coniospora, 1374 nucleotides. RefSeq lists its product as uncharacterized. Gene Ontology annotation, biological process: zinc ion transmembrane transport. Bases 1 to 1374 code for a protein of 457 amino acids. NCBI's taxonomy places the organism in Eukaryota, Fungi, Ascomycota, Sordariomycetes, Hypocreales, Ophiocordycipitaceae. The record is from RefSeq and is a predicted model, not a curated record. Gene Ontology annotation, molecular function: zinc ion transmembrane transporter activity. Gene Ontology annotation, cellular component: plasma membrane. The transcript has 3 exons.